Molecule: messenger RNA, 3321 nt
Organism: Pomacea canaliculata
Lineage: Eukaryota; Metazoa; Mollusca; Gastropoda; Architaenioglossa; Ampullariidae
Product: receptor-type tyrosine-protein phosphatase kappa-like
Exons: 12
Coding region: 181-1551 (456 amino acids)
Biological process (GO): protein dephosphorylation
Molecular function (GO): protein tyrosine phosphatase activity
Source: RefSeq, a predicted model, not a curated record
AUUGUUUGCAUGGAAAGUUAUAAAUUAGGCUCUAACUUCAGAUACUGAUUAAAUUUUUAUAUCAUUGUUAUUUCUUAUUACAUCUUUUUGCAUAAAUUUCUAUUUCUUUGUGAUCUCACAUGUAAAGAACAAACUUGCUUACAGAAAAACAUUGCGCUAAAGCAGAAAUAAAUUAAGUAAAUGAUAAAAUCUACAAACACGCAGGAGAAGUGUGAAGAGUACUGGCCACCAGUUGGCACCACAAAGACAUAUGGUCACGUGACAGUGACAGCCCUGAAAACAGACACAAGGGCAGACUUCAUCGUCCGCACCUUUGUACUGGAGACUAAAAAGGGAGGUGACCAGCGAACGGUAUCUCAGUAUCACUACCUGGUGUGGCCUGACCACGGGGUGCCGUCCACCUACUCGCUGGUCAGCUUCUGGCGCUACGUCAAGGCACGUGCACAGGGGGACAUACCUGUCGUGCACUGCAGCGCCGGCGUUGGACGUACCGGUACUUACAUCGCCUUAGACAUCGCCUCUGAUUUGAGGUCACGUGGACGUGACGUAAACAUCAAGGAGAUCGUCAGCAGACUACGUGAAGACAGAAUGCUCAUGGUCCAGACGGAAGAACAGUACAAGUUCCUCCAUGAAGCCAUUCUUGAAGAACAUACUAGCCGGACAACCAGGAUGACCUUUGACCAGUUUGACUUUACAUUUCCCGACACUAUCAACAUCCACAAGGAGUCACGGGUAGACAAAGAGUUUAAGAUGGUAUGUCAAAUGGGAGAGUUUGUGGCAAGACCGAAGUAUACACUUGCUGCCUCUAGAGAGAAUAUGCACAAAAACCAGUGUCAAGAGUUCCUUCCAGACGAUGAUCAUUUGGUGUAUCUCACGGGCUACGUACCUGGAAGAAACCAGUACAUCAAUGCCGUCCACAUGUCGUCGUUUAGGAAGAGACAAGGGCUGAUUCUGACUCAACUUCCCUUGCCGGACACCGUGGUGGACAUGUGGCGCAUGAUUGACGGAUGGGAUGUCAACACCAUUGUUUCUCUCGGGCACAGAGACCAGAGUAAAUCAGUCAAGAAUUAUUGUCGCUACUGGCCUGAGACAGACAAGGACACACUGAAGGCUGGGCCAUACUCCAUCAGCUUAACUUCUUCCUCUGCACUUGGAGAUCAUCUCACCUGCUACAACCUGUCCCUCACCACAAAGGCCUUAAAGACUAAAACAGUUCGAGUUUUGUACUAUGAUGACUGGAAAGAGCUAGUCCCAAGUAGGAUCUCAGACAUUCUUCAGCUCACAGACAUUCUCGAAUCAUGGCGUGUUGAAGAUGAACCCUCACCUGUAGUUGUUCAGUGCAGUGACGGGAUGACAAGAAGUGGCAUGUUCUGUGCCCUGUAUGACGUCAUCAACCGGGCAAGGAAUGACCAGGAGAUAGAUGUCUACCUGUCUGUGAGACAGGUUCGAACUGUCAGACAACAUGCGAUUACCUCAGAGGUGCAGUAUCGAUACUGUUACCAGGCAGCACAAGAGUACAAACGUCAGUAUAGUGUCUAUCAGAACACGUGACCAGAGCAGCGUUUUCUCUACACAUUAACAUUCUUUUACAUCUUGCUUAUUUUUUGUCUGUAGGUCCCAUCGCAGCUCUUUACCGUCUGACCUCUGACCUCGGUCUGAUUUAGGUUCAUCCUGUCCUCGCUAUUAGUAUUUUCCUCGGUGUACUUGUUAUCUUGUGUAUCUUUCUUUCUGCAUCAUUCCUCUCUCUCUCUCUGACUCCAUCAGCUGGUGAUAGUCCUUGUACAUUCUUCUGGAGCGGAAAAUGCUGAGAGGAAAAUAUUUUAAUAUCAGGAAUUAAAUGUCACGAAAAUUGAAUUUUUUCCUGUUGUUUAAGAUAUCGUUUUUCAAACUGGCAUGGUCAAAUACGUUGUAACAAAAGGGCUAGAAGAUUAUUUUCAGGCUCUUAGUUCGAAGUAGAAUAGCUGCUGGUCAUGAUGGUUUCCAUCUUAAGCUGUGCAUCAGGAAAAUAAAUUGUAACCUUGAUUUCAAGAUGAUGCCAUGUGGUGGCUGUUUAGCGGUUUACUCUUACUAUGACAGAAAUAUUGCUUUUGUGUGUCGCUAGGGGUCUACACAUGAAUGAAUACUGUCAUAUCUUGGGGUAGAUUUCCUCAUAUUUACGUGGACUGAGUAAGUGUGUGGUAGUAUGGGAAUGUUGAAGUAUGUGUAGGAUUUUAUGCCCCUGAUGUGGACAAAUGUAUUUCCGCUGAGGAUUAUAAUAAACUUGUCUUGUCUGAUUUAGGCAUAUUUGGUAACAAAUGUCCAUUCAGAAGAGAAGCCUGUUCAAUGAAGGUUUCAACGUAAAUAUUCUAAGUAAGCAAAAUGCGUGACUCAUUGUGCGGGUGUAAUUUAUCUUUUAUUUAAUAAUGCUAUUCCGGUGAUGCUGGUUUUUUUAAGUUUUUGAAAAAAAAUUAUAUAUGUAUAUUGCACAUUUGAAUUCAUUAUAAGUGAUAUAUAAACAUUUGACACUAAUUGAACUAAUAAUUUGAAAAUAAAGCUAUAUCAUUCAAUUGGUUUUGUUAUUGAUCUUUGAAAUUAAAGGCCACUAUAAGUUAUAUUUUCUGUCUUGAUAAUCAUUCAACCAACUAUUUGAAUGCAUCAUAUUAUUAAGAAAAAAUAUUUAAAAUUUGUCAACGUUAAUUGCAAAAUUAUCCACGUUAUUGUAUAGUAAUGCAAAGAGCAAUGCGUGCAUGAAAUUUAUGCUGCUUGUAUAUGUAUAUGUUAUGCGUCGCCUGCUCAUAGAAUGUUCGCAGGUCUCUUCUUCUUUGUUCGAACGAAAUUUUAUGUUCGAAAGUUUUUGUGAGAGAGAUUUUAAUAAACCUUAAAUAAUGACGUGAAAUGGUGGAGGGAGUUAACACUAAGCCCUGGUGCUGGAUGUAUUUACUAUUCUCUCUACAGGUUCUUCAAUUUCAUCUAAAUUUUCAUUGUGGUCUUCGUCAUCGUCAUCUUCUUCCGCUGCUCUCUUGAGGCCUUUUGUAAAAUGUCUCUUGAUUCGUCCGCCCCUUCACACUUCCCCCUCGUCACCCUCUCCUGAAACAUCGCCAGAGCGUGGACACGUGACCCGGCUCUAGGUGCGACCAAGCUUCCCCUGGAGCUGCGAGCUUGCAUAGGGUCUCACAUGACCAAAGGGCUGAUCGGGUUUCGGACCUCAGAGGGUCUCACCUUUUGUGUAGCUGAUGGGCAGGAAGAGAGGUGGGCUCAGCCCGCACAAGCUAUUAAUUACAGUGAAAACCUGGAGAACUUGAUAGAACACUUCCAUAGAGCUACCCGCAGUAUAUCCGGGCG